AUGCCACUCGCCACGGACCAGAAGAAGAAAUUGUUCAUCGUCCAGGUGGUUUGCCUCGUGAUUCUCUGGGUCUUCGUCGUACCGCUCAGGAUAUGGUCCAGAAUUUUGACUAAACGGGGCCGGUCAUGGAAAGAGCUACCUUGGGUGGAAGAUGCACUUAUGCUGCAAGCCCUGCUGCUUUAUACCUUAAUGGCGGGCUUCGCCCUUCAGGGCAUCAUAGACGGCGGAAUCGGCAAACACGCCUCUGAAAUGGGCGCACACGAGGCAUAUGUAGCCUUUCGCGCGUGGUUCAUUUGCGAACUGAUAUACGGCCCGCUUAGCGCGUUGGUGAGGACGUCGAUCGCACUGCUGAUAUUGCGUUUCAGCCCUUCAAAGACUCAAAAAUGGAUCCUCUACGCCUGCCUGGGAAUCGUGUACACUUUCACCAUUGUGUACUUCUUCAUCAACCUACUACAAUGCAGCCCGCCGUCGUACUUUUGGAUGCAAUUCGAGAAUUUCAACAUGGAGGGAUCGUGCGGCAAUCCGCAUCUAUUACCCAAUGCUGCAAUCGCACAUAGCGUAAUCGACGCCGUCAGUGAUUUGACCAUAUCCGUCCUGUCUGCUUGCACAAUAAAGAAAAAUCUCAUGGGCUCUCCUACGAUUACUACAUCAGACGAGAAACCUCAACAAAACAAGAUGAGGACAAAGCUUACAGAACUGAGACGAAACAAGACAAAGAUGGUCAUCAUGCUGUUUUUGGUCCUGGGCGGCGCUGCUGGUGGAGUGAUGCUGGUUCGCAUCCGUUAUAUUAGGAUCCUGGAAAUUACACCGGACUUCCUGUACAGAACUGUUGACGUUGCUAUGUGGUCCCUCAUUGAGCCCUGUGUGGGAAUAUUGGCAGGCAGCUUGCCAUACAUUAGAUCACUACCAAUUUUCCACCGCCGCCCGAGAAAAGCAGCGACCCUACGCUGUACGCAAGUCAACUAUUUGCCUUCUGCCACCGAGAUAAUGGUUAAAAGUGAUGUUGAGGUAGACAUCAGGUCAGCAACACCGUAUGACGACCUGGGCACCAGAGCGAGGAUCAACGAAAAAUUGCUGGACGACACAUCGCCCGAGGAAAAGCGAGUGCGUUAA
Messenger RNA from Metarhizium robertsii ARSEF 23, 1113 nucleotides. RefSeq lists its product as uncharacterized. The record is from RefSeq and is a predicted model, not a curated record. The coding region runs from base 1 to 1113 and encodes 370 amino acids. The transcript has 4 exons. Lineage: Eukaryota; Fungi; Ascomycota; Sordariomycetes; Hypocreales; Clavicipitaceae.